Messenger RNA from Solanum tuberosum (potato), 2295 nucleotides. RefSeq lists its product as uncharacterized. The record is from RefSeq and is a predicted model, not a curated record. The coding region runs from base 623 to 2020 and encodes 465 amino acids. The transcript has 5 exons. NCBI's taxonomy places the organism in Eukaryota, Viridiplantae, Streptophyta, Magnoliopsida, Solanales, Solanaceae.
UUAGAUUGGGUGUUUGGCUUGUAGGGGCAUUUUGGGCAUUUAAAAUAUACUUGUUUUCAAUAGCCUUUUAAGUGGCUCGAUUAAGUUUUCUAGGUCUGCUUUUGGAGUUAUAGUAUGCUAUGGAAGAGAAGGAACCCCGUUAGCAGAUUCUAUUUGUCUCACUUGGCUUCUUGGUUUAAGCAAUAGCAAAGAAAAAGGAAAUAAGAGUUGUGCAUACCUUAUGAAGAAUUGUAGACAAAAAUGACAUUCUUUAAAAAGAGCAAUCAAUGAUCUAUCUUAACAAUCCAUCAUACCAGGAAUCUCAGGGUCACCCCUCAGUUCUGUGUAGAUCAACACCGGUUGCACUUAAUUCUGACCUUUUUUCAGUUUGUUGCGUGGUGAUUAAGACCUCAUUCCGUCUAGGUUUUCCGAUUCUGAUAACUGUUUGCUUCCAAGAUUCUGACGAUUGCAGAAUUUCCAGAUUUGGGUAACAUUUACUUUAGGUCGCUCGGUUCAAAUAUUUUUUCUUCUUAAUUCCUAAGAGUAAUUUUCUCAAGGGGUGUACCCAAACUAAAAAACGUCAUAGGAAACCUAGGGAGUAAUAGUUUAGGUUGGUUGUUUAUUGGAAAUUGAGUUUGAUUAUAUGGAGAAAGUUGGUAAGCAGGAAUUGUGUCCUUGUCAAGAUAGGGACAGGUAUCAUGAGCUUGGUAGCGCAUUGGAAGGAUGUGUUCAUGUGGAUGAAAAUUAUAAAACCUUGUUGUUAUCUAUAGAGAAGGGUAGAUCUGCCUAUGGUGGUUAUAGGCAUAACCUUAGUACUGAUGUUGAAGCUGACCCGCUUUAUAUGAAUUUUUUGGCUAAGACCAAGCUAGAUGGAGCAUCAUAUGUUUCUAAAGUUAAUGAUCUGAAUGGAUUGCCUGUGUUCAUCAAGUAUGAGAAAGAUAGGGAGUUGGAGAUCCAUGGAGUUGAAAAGGAUCAGGUUAAUGUUAGGGAAAAAUACAAAUUGGGGGAGAGUUCAAAAGGUCUAAAGGCUAAUGCGAGAGAGAAUAGGAGUGUCUCCAUUGUUGAGAAGCAGAAGAUGAAAGUUGGUACUCUGUGUAAGAAGCGAGGGAAUAAGGAUAGGGAGUUGGAGAUUCAUGGAGGUGAAAAUGGUCUGGACAAUGUAAGGGCAAAAUACAAAUUGAGGAGUUCAAAAGCUCUAAAGACUAAUGCCAGAAAGAGUAGGAUGGAAGAUGGGAUUUUAAGUAAGAAGCGAGGUAACGAGGAUAGGGAUUUAGAUGAUACGAAGCACAGAGUUGAUGUGAAGAUUGUACCUGGUAAGGAGCAGCAGUUGAAAGAUGGCAUUUUGAGUAAGAGGCAAGGAAACGAGGAUAGGAACUUAGAUAACAUGAAUCAUAGAUUUGAUGUGAUGAUUGUACAUGGUAAGAGACAGAAGAUGAAUGAAGGGAUUUUGAGUAAGAAGCGAGGAAACAAGGAUAGAGAUGUAGAUAACUGGAAGCACAUAAUUGAUGUGAACAUUAUACCUGGUAAGGAGCAGAAGAUUCAGAAUGAUAGCAAAUUCAUGGAUGCGGAAGUUAAAAUUGAACCUAGAGAUGAUUCUGAUUCUCUUAAGGAGACAGAAUCCCAAAGUGAAGUAGAAAUCCUUGAGAAUGUAGGUUCAGAGGUAGGCUGGGGCAGUAGCUCUAACCCCUUUGUACCUUCAGUGGAACGUUGCCUGAAUCUGGAUGCAACAAUCAUAGAUUCUAGGUACAGGAAGGAGGUUUUGAAUUUAAUGAGGACGCCCUACAAUGAAGAGGAGUAUAAGAAGCUCUGGAAAGACAUUAGGAUGCGAUUACCAUCUAGCUCAAGAAAUGGACGUGGGAAAUCCCUUCUAUCACUCCAUAAAGGUGUCAAUCAGGAAAUCAAAAGGGCCGGUCCUGACAAAGAUAAAAAGUUGAACAUCAUGCGUGGAUUUUUCUUUUGGUUAGAGCAUCUAACUCAGCAAGAUGCAUUCCAGCCUUGGGAGGAUGAAGAAUGUCUCCAGACGAAGCCUGGAUCUUCCUAGAAGCUGUUACUUUUUCCCAUUUCCCAAUGUCAAUGUGUGCCAUAAAAACAAGAAAUGGAAGAAAACCAACAACAAUUAUUGUGCCUUAGUCUCAGAUAAGUUGGGGUCGGCUAUAUGAAUCCUUAUUGAGGAUAUUUCCUUAUUUAACCUCAACUCAUGUUUUGUAGAAGAAACCCAAAGGUUAAUAUUUCAAUUACUGGUCGAUAACAUUUGUGUUGUGCAUGAUCCAUUUGGGAAAAGUUUUCAAGACAGACAGAGAAGGUGAAAGUUUCUUA